Messenger RNA from Macaca mulatta (Rhesus monkey), 1094 nucleotides. The record is from RefSeq and is a predicted model, not a curated record. Lineage: Eukaryota; Metazoa; Chordata; Mammalia; Primates; Cercopithecidae.
CAGCAAAGACAUGGAAUCAAUCUAAAUGCCAGCCUAUGAUAGAUUGGAUAAAGAAAUGUGGUACAUAGAGCGGGACCUCUGGCUUCCGAGCGGGAACCUUUGUAGCGCCAGCGACGAAAAAGAGAAUUAAAUAUGGGUGAUGUUGAGAAAGGCAAGAAGAUUUUUGUUCAGAAGUGUGCCCAGUGCCACACCGUGGAAACGGGAGGCAAGCACAAGACUGGGCCUAAUCUCCAUGGUCUCAUCGGGUGGAAGACAGGUCAGGCCAUUGGAUUCUCUUACAUAGACACCGGUAAGAACAAAGGCAUCACCUGGGGAAAUGAUACACUGAGGGAGUAUUUGGAGAAUCCCAGGAAGUACGUUCCUGGAACAAAAAUGAUCUUUGCCGGCAUUAAGAAGACGGCAGAAAGGGCAGACUUGUUAGCUUAUCUCAAAAAAGCUACAAGUGAGUAAUAAUUGGCCACUGCCUUAUAUUACAAAACAGAGAUGUCUCAUGACUUUUUUAUGUGUACUGUAAUUUAGUAGAUCUCAUACAGCCGAAUUCAGAUUAUGAAUGACUAUCAGAAUAUUUUGUUGGGCAGUCCUGAUUUAAAACUAAGACUGGCUUGUGGUUAAAUGAGUAAGUCUGGUUUUUGAAUAUUAAUAGUAAUUCCAAUUCAGUCAAUGCUAUCACUGGUUACCCCUUCUAAAGAUAUGAUUAGACUUUGUUAAUAAUGUUCAACUUUUCACAAAGAUGGUGAGUUCCAUCUUAAAACUUAUUGGAGAUUGGUUUUAUGUUUAGAUUUAUAUUUAGAUUUAUAUGACUGGCUAUGUGAAUAUAUUUAAAUACUGGGGAAAUUCCUUCACUGUCUCAGAACCAAGCAAAAUUCACCUGUAUUUUGUGUUUAUUUGCCUCUUACAGGCAAGGGUUGAAGAUAAGGUAGCAAUGUCUAUUUGUAUUUUUGGCCUUAACUAUGCCAAUCUAAUUAGAAUUACCUGUAUUUAAGGUGGUUCCUUUUACUGAUUCAAAGGCGUUUUGUGUGGUUUCUGUGUAAUAUCAAAUAAAGAGUAUUUAACACUGAAGAAACAACAACAAAAAGAAAAUGUGGUACAUAAAC